This is a messenger RNA of Lodderomyces margitis, 642 nucleotides long. RefSeq lists its product as uncharacterized. The transcript has a single exon. NCBI's taxonomy places the organism in Eukaryota, Fungi, Ascomycota, Pichiomycetes, Serinales, Debaryomycetaceae. The record is from RefSeq and is a predicted model, not a curated record. Bases 1 to 642 code for a protein of 213 amino acids.
AUGAAAUUUGGAUGUGUAUUGCUAUUUGCAUCAUUUGUGGUGGGGACGUCUGAAUUGUUAAAGCGAGAAAAAUAUUGUGAAAUUGAAAACAUUGAAGUUUGUCGAAUUCAGUAUAAAGUUCUGUAUUUCAGCUGCCAGAAACCUUUUUAUGAUGAUAACGAUGCCUUCGAUUACGAUAAUGAUUUUGAGUAUGAAGAGCACUUAUUUACCAAUUUUACACAGUGUUAUUGCGAAUUAGGUCAGGAUUAUUACACCCUAUUAAACGAAUGCAAUAAACAAUGUGGUUUUGAUGAUAACGAGACACCAGAGGUAUUACAUAGUUCAAUGUGCUCUGAGGUUCUGAGGAUGAAGGAGUCUUCAUACAUUGGGGAUUUUGUUUCUUCAUACGAGGUAUAUCAAUCACAAAUUUUGACAGAGACAGAGGGAUGGUACGCUAUAAGCGAUAUACUGGCUCUUCGGGAUGAAUAUAACAGUGAUGAUCUUUCUUCACAAGUAUCAUCAGCAUUGAAAUCCAUAUCUGAUUCCCAGAGGACCAGCGGCUCAACUAAAUCUCAUACAACAACCAAGGACUCUUCUAGUAACCUUGCCGUUACUGUUGGUUGUGGCUCUUUAUUCUCGUUGAUUUUGUUAUCCUUAUUAUGA